GGGUCGUGGCGAGGCCCCGGAUGCUGGGGGCGUGUCCCCAGCCGGGGAGGCGGGGUCAGUGCUGGAGGCGGGCUUGACCUCACUCUCUCCCCGUAGUCGCGGUUGCCGCCCGGGCCUGAACCCUGGAGCACGCGAGCUGAAGAUGGCGGCGGAGCGCAGCUGGGUGCGGAGGCGGCGCAGCGACCACUGCCGGCUCUGACCGACCCACCGACCCGCGCGCCGGCUGCGAGCGGCCUCUGAGGCGGGAGCGCGGCCUCUGAGGCGGGGGAGGAGGCGCUGAGGGGGGCCGAGGCGCGGGGUGCCCCGCGGGGGGCCCGGCUCCGAGGAGCGGAGCGGAGCGCGCUCAGGACGCCGGCGCUGAGGGGAAGCCUGGCUUGGCCGCGGGGGAAGGCGGGGCGGGCUGCUGCCGCGGAGGUUCCCCUCGUGCCGGCUGCCGGGCGGCCCGCGCCAUGUUCUCGGUGCUGUCCUAUGGCAGGCUGGUGGCCCGGGCAGUCCUGGGCGGGCUCUCGCAGACGGACUCCCGCGAUUACAGCCUGGUGACCGCCAGCUGCGGCUUCGGCAAAGACUUCCGCAAGGGCAUCCUCAAGAAGGGCAUGUGCUACGGGGAUGACGCCUGCUUCGUGGCCAGGCACCGGUCCGCCGACGUGCUCGGGGUAGCAGAUGGUGUAGGUGGCUGGAGAGACUAUGGGGUUGACCCGUCUCAGUUCUCAGGGACUCUAAUGCGAACAUGUGAACGUUUAGUAAAAGAAGGACGGUUCGUACCAAGCAAUCCUGUUGGAAUUCUUACCACAAGUUAUUGUGAGCUGCUACAGAACAAAGUACCUUUGCUUGGGAGCAGUACAGCUUGCAUAGUAGUUUUGGACAGAACAAGUCAUCGUUUACAUACAGCAAAUUUAGGAGAUUCUGGAUUUUUAGUAGUCAGAGGAGGAGAAGUAGUACAUCGGUCUGAUGAGCAGCAACAUUACUUCAACACUCCAUUCCAGCUGUCAAUAGCUCCACCAGAAGCAGAAGGAGUCGUCUUAAGUGAUAGCCCGGAUGCUGCGGACAGUACUACUUUUGAUGUUCAGCUAGGAGACAUUAUUCUGACAGCAACAGAUGGACUUUUUGACAACAUGCCUGAUUAUAUGAUUCUUCAGGAGCUAAAAAAGCUGAAGAAUUCUAAUUAUGAGAGUAUACAACAGACAGCAAGAAGCAUUGCUGAGCAAGCUCACGAACUGGCAUAUGACCCCACUUACAUGUCACCUUUUGCACAGUUUGCAUGUGACAAUGGAUUGAAUGUGAGAGGGGGAAAGCCAGAUGACAUCACCGUCCUUCUUUCUAUAGUAGCUGAAUAUACAGACUGAUUUACCUAAAAUAAGAGGGAACCUGCACAAUCAAACAAGCUCUGUUCAUUUGAGAGCUUGAAACUCUAGCCGCCUUAGGUGUUAAAGUCAAAA
Molecule: messenger RNA, 1436 nt
Organism: Mauremys reevesii (Reeves's turtle)
Lineage: Eukaryota; Metazoa; Chordata; Testudines; Geoemydidae
Gene: PPTC7
Product: protein phosphatase targeting COQ7
Exons: 7
Coding region: 450-1343 (297 amino acids)
Source: RefSeq, a predicted model, not a curated record